AUGCUGUCCGAACGUCAAUUGUCCGAGACCCUGUGCUUCUACUACGGCUACGACGCCGAAGGUGAUCGGAUACUGGCACUGCCGAUAGUGAGGGAAUGUUGUUGUGGCCGGCCGGAGUGCGGCAAGAGCGUGGCUGCCGGUGGCAAGACUUCUGUUUGGCGUCCGUCGGCCCGUCUGGCGGCGAACGCGUCCGCCGCCCUGCGUCUUGUCAGUUCUUCUUUCUUGCGGAUUUCUUAGGGAUACAGUAGACAGAGAUUGAGAUUACUAUGGGAUAGAGAGCUUACGGUAGAAUGGAUUAGAGGCUAUUUUAAACUGGUAGUAACUCAGAUAAAGGCUAUACUUUCUAGUCGAAGCAUCACACAAUGUUAGACUAGUCAAAACUUCUGUAGAUUAAGUUUUAGUCACGUUUUAGGAUAGAAAAAUAGCUAGAAUCUAGAAUAAGAGAACACGGAACACAUUCAGAACCAUCUCACCUAACCUUUGCUCCAAUUUUAGCGCGCCGCCCGCUCCGCCUGCACGACUACCGGCACCCAGUGCUGUACCACCGAGGCCUACACAAGCAAGUGUUGUUUUAAGCGACGCUCCUUUAAGCCCAAGUCGUCGUUUAUGCGAAUGGUGAGGCCAUAAACAGACGCCGUUCUUUCGGCGCAAUGACUGUACUUUUUGAAGAAGAAGUGGUGUUUUUGGACAAUCAGUUUUGUGUACAACUUUCUGCAUUUCCAAUUUGACCGUGCCCUCCACUCCGAAUUCAAAAAAAUAAUUUAAAAUCUUUUCAGUGUACUUCAAGCGUCGCGCAACACGCACUGUGCUGCUUUGUUACCUCCGGCAGAAAGUCGGGAUUUAUUAGACGAGCAAUUAAUGUGAGUUUGAAGAACAUCUUGGCGAAGUCAUAUCACUAAAAAUAGCCACAAUUAUUCCGUAUUUUGCUUGUGAUCUAUAGUAUAAAAUCGAUGCAAUUUUAGUGCCCACAGUCCAUUCAGCAGCAUCUUUUACACGCCCAUUGAGGCCUGUUCCGUAUCCCCAUGUUCGUCCACAUACUCAGCCGCUCAUUCGAGCCCCUCCUCACCCGCAGUUCAAUGUUCCCCAUACCCAUCCAGCAGCGUCUCCAGUCCACCCUUUCUCCAUGUCCUUUGCCCCACCGAGUCCCUUGAUUGGCGAGAAUGGAUCGAUGAAUUAAUCGAAGAAGUGCGCAACGAAAUGAUCAAUGAGACUGUAAGUUGGGUGGCUAUGGUAGAUGAUGGUCUUGUUGUGGAUGCCCUUGCUGCAUUUAUCUUGAUAAUAAUGCGGAAUGUUGCAGAUAUUCGACAACGCCACUUCACCAUCCACGUCAAGCACGUCGACGAGGAGUAGGAAGCGAAAGGUAAGAUAAAUCUUUUCCUAAGGUUGAUGAUCAGAUAAGAGGGUUACUGUAUGAUGACUUUCGCAACGAUUUUUUUUGUUUUUUGUCGAACAAAGGCGAUGCAUAGACACUAAACGCAGAAAAUGAUGACUAAACUUGCUGCGGAAAGAACCCAAAGUGCGAAUUAUCAUAAGUGCUUGAAACUUUGAUUGCGUACUCUUUAUGGUCCAUAUAUAAAGUCUCAAAGAUUUCAUAGCGCUGUUCGAACUUAAAGCCGAGAUAAUCAUCAAAGUUUGCCAUCUCUAAUCAUCACCUUUACAGCACUGCUCCGCUCUCUCCCCUGAAGACUCUGGCAUUUCCUCCGCCUCCUCCGUGGGCUCCGCCUCACCUCCCCCGCUCUCCAAACGCGCCAAGAAGUACUCGUUGGCCUCCUUGUCCCAUGAACAGAUCGCCGAACGCAAAAAGGAGCAGAAUCGUAUCGCUGCCCAACGCUAUCGUUCGCGCAAAACCCAGACCCUGGAGGAAGGACGGACGGAAAUCCAGUUCCUGGAGAAACGAAACUCCGCUCUUCGCUCCGAAAUCGAGGCCAUGGAGAAGGAAAUCAACCAGUUGAAAGGUGUGCUGGUCGGCGCUUCAUCAUAA
Messenger RNA from Bursaphelenchus xylophilus (pine wood nematode), 1981 nucleotides. The record is from the annotation of a GenBank genome assembly. Lineage: Eukaryota; Metazoa; Nematoda; Chromadorea; Rhabditida; Aphelenchoididae.